CGUCUUUGUGUAGGUAAUGUCUAAUGUUUAUUAUUUUUCAUAAUUAUUUUUGAUUUUCGAACUCUAGUCGCCGUCAUGUCGAAAUUUUGAAAAUAAAAUUUAAGACAUAGGAAAUAGUAUGAGGUCUUUAAAUGUAAGAGCAUAUUUUUGUAAAAGUUUUUGUUAAAAAUUAUCAGAAGAAUUAACGCCUAAGUUAAACCGGAAAAAUGUGACUGGACUUUUGGGAUAUUUCUUUGAAACAAUAUUAGUUUUUACCAACAACAUUAUACCACAUACAACACUACAUAUAUCGUGCCCCACAGCCUCAAAAUGGAUAACAGAGAAAUUACCAAAAUCACCAGUGACCGCUAUGAAAAUGCGAGUGUUUACGAAUUACUAACAAAGUUAUGUGAAAAAACUGCACAUAAAUGUCAACAAACCAGAAAUUCACCUAAACAUCUUGCAGCAAAAAUGCGGUCCCGUUCAUAUGAAAUAAUACUAAAAAGGACUUCGUCUGAGGUUUCUCUGCCUGGAGGAGAUCCAUUAGUUGAAUUGCUUUCUUGCCAUUUUGUAAUGCAGCAAAGUGUAAAAAAUGUCUUUGAAUACAAACGAUGUAUCGAGCUUAAGAAAACAAUCAGUGAAAUAAGGAAUUUAUCAGAAAAUAAAGAACAUGCUUAUAGUGUUGUUAAAUUUCUUGUUAAACUAUACAAUUCUGUACCUGAAGAUACAUCUCAAGAAAUUUUUCAGAAACCAUUUACCUUUGGGUUACUACAAGAAAUGUUACCAAAACCGAAAAGAGAAUCAUUCGGUUCUCAACCUUAUCCAUAUUAUCCGUCAUACAUAUUUGAAUUACCUUUCAAACUAAAAAGUAAUGCUAACAAUCUGAACAAUAAACAAAGCUAUAUGGAAUACACAGUUGAAAGUUUUGAUUCAAGAUCCUUGCUUCCAGACUGUUCAUCACAGCAGGGUGUUGAAGUGAAAACGUUUUUAAGUCCCAUGACUCUUUCAUCAAUGACAUCCACUCAAGUUUCUCCAUACUCUGAAAGCAAUAUUUUUAAUUUGCCAAGGUUGACAACUCCAAGAGAUUUGGUCAUACCAAAAUCUCAAUCAGCUGUGCCUAAGGUGUCUUUUGCAAGUACUGAGGUAAAACCGGAUCCUAAAGUAUCUUCCGAAGUAGAAUUAGAUGACAAAAAUAUAUGGGAAAUUGCAUCACAAGUUGAUAAAGAUGUGCCGGGUGAUAUUUGGGAUUAUGUAUCCAAACUACCACAAGUACAUGAAAGGCAACUGAUAUCAACUUCAUCAAGGGAAAUGUUGCUCUGGAGAGAAAAUUACGGUGGUAUUAUGUCUGACCUCAGUAUUAUAUCAGAGAAGCGGUUCAUUAGACAUAUCAUGUAUUUAAUUGUUGGCAUUGAAACUAAAUCAUUUCCAUACAAUAAGGAUACAAAAUACUUCUACAUAAAAGAGAACUUAGUUUUAGAAUGUAUAUCUAAGGAACAUUUGCAAGGCUAUAUAGCCACAUUGUUGCUUAUAGGCACAUAUUAUAGAAGAUUAUAUGAUUUUGCCUUCAAUCAAAGUGUGGAUGACCAUUUUCAUGAUAAAGGGCUUGUUUUUGAGGCUUCAAGAGAGAUUGUUAGGCGAUAUUUAUUGGAAUUUCGUUUAAAAGCAACAGACAUAUUUGAAGAGUUUUGUGAUAACAAGCUAGAAGAUCUCAAUUGUAUGCCAACUCUACUGCAAAUACUGUAUCAUAUGGAGCCAUUGAAAUAUGAAAUUGAAACAAUCGCUUCCAUAUACAAGCUUAAUAAUACUGAUACUAAAUCGACAAUACCGCAUGGCGCUGAGUUGAUGUCUUACCUAUUUAAUGAAAUAUCACUAGUGACACACAAAACAACGGCACUUGUUUUGUACAAUUCUCUUGUUACUGUAUGCACAGUUUAUUUUAAGUUUAUCGAAAAAUUUAUAUUCGAAGGUGAAUUGGAUGAUCGUUUUAACGAAUUUUUCAUAAGAAAGGAUAGCCAAUAUGUGAAUUCUCGGACAAAAAGAUACUGGGAUAAAGGGUUCCAUAUAACACUGAGCGUGGCUGUACCUGACUUUUUGAGACCUUUGGCAAGCUUCAUACUAUUGUGUGGAAAAUCUUUGAGACUCUUGAAGUUAUGUAAUCCCACUGAUCCUCUCGUUCUCCUCAUAUCAUCGGAUCACCCCUCAGUGCGAUGUUGCGCUAAUUUCGAAGACUUGGAACGGGAACAGCAAAUACUGAACGUGUACAGGACUAGGUGCCUGUUCGUCAGCGGCGAACCUGUUACAUUUGAUCAGAUUCUGCUCAAGAGAGAGGCGGAACGGAAAGCCUUCACUGAAAUGGCGUCUCUGAAACAAGCCGAGACUAUGGAGAAAAUUGUUGCGGAACGAAAACGUCUAGCGCAACUAAUAAUUGCUGAAAAACAGCAUUCGCUUCGAGUAUUAGAAGCAGCUAUGGCUGAAGCGAAAGCGGCCAAAAAUAAAGCGAAACAACGAGAAAAGCAACGCAAUAAGUUAGAAGAGGCCGCUGAAAAAGCCACUGAAGAAGUGGAUUCUAAACUAAGAGAUGUUGAAAAGAAUAAAAUGUUAGAAUAUUACUCUAAGCUAAACAUGGUAGUAGAGAAAAGCAAAAUACACACAGAAUGGAAGAUAAAGCGCCUUCAAUUAGAUCAAACGCGAAUGCAAUUACUAUCGACUGAAGAAAGAAAUUUGAAACGGGAAAAGUUAGAGUUAGAGCAUCAACGGAAUGAAGAAAUUAUGGCAAUGUCAAUACAAAGUGAUUUCAAAUCAGAAGACGGGCUAGACGGCGAUAAUAGUGAAGAAAAGAAAGAUGUUAUUUCUGAAAACAACCCAUAUAUGAUUGAAUCCACAACUUCCUUCGAUUCUGAAGAGAUUGAAACUCAGGAAUCUGACCAUAAUAUAAAUAGAAAUAAAGCCCAAACAUCCAGCGACGUAUUUAGUGCCAUAUGCAAUGUAGCUAAAAGUAUUUUUGGUGUCGGGAAGAAAGACAAGCUUUGUGAUAAUGAAUUAGAGCUUGACGCUCAGGGAAAUAUUAUAAGAGAUUGUGAAAAUAAUCAUACCUCUAAAGAAACAUCUAGUGACGUUAUUGGAUCGAAAUUAGAUGGAGUUAAUGAUAAUUUACGAUUUCUAGAGGCAAGAGAAGCGGCUUUGAAAAACAAGCAAAAGGUCAUGUGCCAUGAGUUUGGGCAGACUGAUAAUGAUAAUAAUCAAGUUAAACAUCCGUUAAUACGUUUGACCACAGUCGAUGAAGAAAACAAUAUCGAAGAGACACCAUUCACUGAAGCUAGGCGAAACAGAAUGAAAGUCCUUGGUGCAGAAUUCAAUAUAGUCAAGAUAGAAGAGAGAGAUAGUAUUCAAGAACCAAGAACGCAAGCGCAAAGAGAGGCGUUAAUUAAUAAGCAAAAAGUGUUAGGCGUCGAAUAUAAUUUACCAAUAGAUAAGGCGCCAAAUCGGGAACCGGCAAAUAUUGCACAAGAAGAAGCUGUCCGUAAUAAGAAUAAAGUGUUGGGUUCGGAUUAUGAUGGGAGAUCGGAGACAAGAUUUGAUUCUACUAAGAAAUCUGGACUAAGAUUGAAUUUGAAACCUUUUAGUGAACCUUCGCUUAAUAUGAACGCUUCGUCCAAUGCUGGAGCGGUAACACCAGGUGAAUUGUUUCCGAGGCUCGACUUAGAAACGCCAACCACAGCAGAAAUGCCGGCCGACGGUCCUAUGACCAGUGACAUAUUUACACCAAGAAGUGAAGGUGGCAAAGAUUUAGAGACGGGACGAAUCAAAUCAGACAAAGAAUAUUUGACCUCUGAUGGAUUUAAUUUCUCCAUAAUAGUUGAUGAUGAAACUGCUGCGUCAGAAGCGAUCAGUGAUAUACACACUAGCCCAGAUAACUCGCCUACAAAAAGCGUAGACACUGAUAUUAUAAAGAGUUAUCGAAGAAAAGCUUCGGUAUUUAAUGUUUUGGACGGGUCAUAUAGUCUGGAGGACUUCGAUCCGUUUGGAAUCAAGAAUUGGGAUGGACAUUCUAAAAAUUACUUCAGUAGUCAAAUAGAUUUGCAGGCAAAUUCAUCUCCAUACACGCAUCCGGCAUUUAUCAUGGAGGAAGUGAGGAAAAAACCCUAUAAUAAUAUUUAUAAUUCACGCUAUGGUGAGGAAGAAGUCGCCAAGAUUGAAUGUGAUAAUAUAGCAACACUGACCGCGUGUUUACAAAGAUCUGUAAUGUUGCCAUUAACGUAUCAAUUGGAAGUGGUCAAUAAUUCUAUACUAACAUAUUUCCUUGUAAAUCUCGAUAUGUAUGAACAUUUGAGGAGUUUGAAAGAUUACUUCUUUUUGAUGGAUGGGGAAUUUUCGAGAAGCAUUUGCCAUAAUUUAUUCACAAAAUUAACGAAAACUUUGAAUCCGCAAGAGUUGUUGAAUUUUUCCACUCUACACAAUAUUUUGGACAAGGCUCUCGGAUCGUCUAUAUCACACGUACAUAAAUUCUCAGAGAACUUAUCGUUUACAAUUACGGAAUCUCCGCUAAGUUUCCAGCACAGUUCGCCAGAUGUCCUGCAAUGUUUGUCUUUAACAUACACAGUUAAUUGGCCGUUAAAUAUCAUUCUAUCGCAAGAAGCGUUACUACGAUACGCUAAAGUUUUUCAAUUUUUAAUCAAGAUGAGAAGAAUAUUUUGGGUCCUGAGCGAGGACUUUGAAUCUCUCAAACUCACCGUGAAAAUAUCGCGAGAACAUUCUAGAAAGUUAUUAAGGUCGCCUCAAUAUAUCUCUAUACAAUUGUACCGACACAUAAUGGCGUCCCUAAUACGGGCUCUGGACAAUUACAUUGUAACUACGUGCAUUCUAACAUCGUGGACGGAAUUCGAGAAAGAUCUAAAGAAAGCUAGAACGUUGGAUGACUUGUACGAAUGCCACGUGGUUUAUAUAAAAAAUGUCCUGUUCAGAUGUCUGUUGAACAACAGGUCCACACCGGUUAUGAAGUUGUUGAAUGAUAUUUUCAUCGUUAUUUUGAAAUUUAGCCGCGUGUUGAAAGCUGGAGAAUGGCAGCAAAAGGAAGCCGACGGAUAUUUCACCCACUCCAGCUAUCCGCAACUCGAAGAACUCUACCAUUUAUAUGAAAAGCUCGCGAAGUAUCUUCUCAAAGUGAUAACGAAAGUCAUGGAGUGCGGAUACCAGAGACACUUGGUGGAGCUACUGACUAUGGUCAAUUUGAAUGGAUACUACGACCCGGAGAGGACAUACGACACUAAUACCACUAUCGAUUAACUAUGAUAAUUGAGUUAAAUGCGCACUAGUUAUAAUUCUUAUGUUUUAGUUCAAAAUAUAUGAACAGUGGCGUAGCUAUCAUAGGGCCAGGUGGUGCAGUGCACCAGGGCCCCGGAGCUCAGGGGGCCCUCUAACCUCAGCUUUGAAAGAGGGGAGGAGGGCCCGAUUCUUUCCCUAUGCACCAGGGCCCUUGUAGCUACGCCACUGUAUAUGAAGGCGGGAAAACACAUCAUAUUUAGUCAUAAAUAAUUUUUAAUUGUAUCAAAUCGUAUAAUUAUUACAAAAAACAUGUUCAUAUUGCAAGUGUAAGUGAAGUACAAACAUGAAACUUGAAUUAACUCUGAAUUUCUGUCUCGAGUAUGCAAUUUUAAUUACACGUAUGGUUAGUGUGAAACUAUACAAAUAAAAAUGAAUCGUCGAAUGUGUUGCUAAGCGUGAAACUCGAGAACUGCUGUACAAAUUUGGCUAAUAUAUUUUUUUUUUACAUUUUGUUACGGCACAUGGAAGGUUCUUAUGGAGAGAAAAAACGUAACACGUGUGAAUUAGUAUUAGAGAGGAUAUGCAUAUUCUAUGACAUUAG
Molecule: messenger RNA, 5842 nt
Organism: Zerene cesonia (dogface butterfly)
Lineage: Eukaryota; Metazoa; Arthropoda; Insecta; Lepidoptera; Pieridae
Gene: Grip163
Exons: 16
Coding region: 310-5262 (1650 amino acids)
Biological process (GO): microtubule nucleation; spindle assembly; mitotic cell cycle
Cellular component (GO): equatorial microtubule organizing center; gamma-tubulin complex; centrosome
Molecular function (GO): microtubule minus-end binding; gamma-tubulin binding
Source: RefSeq, a predicted model, not a curated record